AUGAAAUGCUUUGAACUCGAUUGUAAUUUCGAACACGAUGUCUCUGUCUACUACGACAAAAUCAUCGCUGAAUCAGACAACGUUUGA
Macrosiphum euphorbiae (potato aphid) is the source of this 87-nucleotide messenger RNA. NCBI's taxonomy places the organism in Eukaryota, Metazoa, Arthropoda, Insecta, Hemiptera, Aphididae. The record is from the annotation of a GenBank genome assembly.